AGAUUUUGAAGCACUCAAUGCAAGUGGUGUUAGUCCUGGUAAUACAUUGUACAGUAUCAGUGACCGACCAUCACCCAAAGCAUCCUCCAGUAUCACAUCUGUAUCUACGAGUGAAAGUGAAAAUGUUCCUCUUACAAAUAAAGCAAGAGUAAAGAGAAAGAAAGCGCCAAAACAAGAAGUUGAACAAAGUUUGUACAGUUAUUUUUCAUCACCUGUUGCUUCUCCAAGAUCAAGUCAACCUGAUGCAAGUAUAGUACUGGAUAGACGAGAACAAACACUUCCAACUGGUAAACUGUUGUUUAAUAAUUACAGUAUCGUUUCUCUUGAUAUUUAUGUACGUUACAUCUUAGAGCUCUUUCGAGGUCACACCAGUUAGGGGACUUUUUUCUAAUUUCCGCGAAAAUCACCUAUUUUACCUCUCAGUCGAAUUUGCACUAAGUAUCCAAAAUCAUAAUCCACCAUAAUCAAACAGCUGCAGGCUAGAUUGUUAUCCGCCUCAACAACUCAGCUUCGCUUCGGCAGAUAACAUUGAUGUCAUGCAAAAGCCUAAUCCAAUAAUUGUUUUAUUAUACAUUUAAAGACAUCAGAAACGUAUAAAACGAUUAAACGAAGUUUAGUAAUGUUUCAAGUAUAUUUAUUUUAUUUUCGCGCGCUUUUGGGUUUGAGUUGUUGGCCGCGCCGGAGCUUGGGCACAACAGCGUCCAAUAAUUUUUUUAUGCAAGUUCGAUCCAAAAAAACUAUUAUUGGACGCUGAGCACGUCAGCAGCUGAAAUGACGUAAUAUUGAGAAUUAUUUGGUGCUCUCUGACCAAUCAGGAACGAGAAUACAUACUAAAUGUGUAAUAAUGGAGGGAUUUGCAGAUGAAAAUUUCAAGUGGAAUAAAACAUUUAUUAGACGUAACCAGGAGCAGUUGCGAAAAAUACGACGAUCGAGACUGACAGGAAUAGAACCUGCGGAAUCGAACCUUGCUACUAUUGCUACAGUGCCGAAGGCCAUAAGCAAGCGACUUCAUUUGUUUUUCACUUCUUUAGUAACGUGGGACACACCUGAAAAGGAUGAAGAUGAUUUAUUUGGUCAAAUGGUCAGUCAACCAACAAGUGGUAAACAGAUUGCAGACGAGAAAAUCAUUUUCAAAGCAUUCUUUCUUGGCAUGGGUUUCCUGCAACCGUCAGAGGAAUUUUCAUCUUGUUCGGACAAAACAUUCUCUCUACUUGUUAAACUACGAUGUUUACGCCUGGAUAUAUCUGAAGGGAAACUAGAUUGUUUAAGAAAGACCAAGGUCGAGAUACCACGAGUCGUCACUAGUGAGUCACAAAACAACACCCCGUCAUUCAUGUUCCAAAAUUUCGAAACGAAAGUUAAUAUCAAGAGUAGUCCUUUAAUAAAUAAUAGCCCAAAGAAAUAUGCCGAAGAGAAAUUCCAUGGCAAAGAUAAACUAGAUACCGCACCCUUGGAACCAUCGAGCAUUACCCAUUCUGCUCAUGUAAAAGUCAGUUGCCACUCAGCAACACAAAGCAUCAAUCUUUCUUUAAUUCGGUUAUUGCUUCAAGUAGCAGAUAUGAUUGAUAUCCUUGGUGAAAAUUAUGAUGGAAUUAAAGCCGAGAAAGUUUCUCCAAGGGAUGUUUUACCGAAUGAGAGAGAACCAGGAGAAGUGAAGGCCGCCUCUGAAAAUCAGAAAUGUUGGAGAAUAAUGUCCCAGGUUUCUGAUUUAUAUUCUACAUUGCCUUCUGGACAAAACACUUUGACCAAAGAAGGGUCAGGUAAGUGUAUCCGAUUUGUCAAAAAUUUCGUUGUAGCAAUAAACAAGCUGGAAUAUGUUGGUCAAAAGGCCUCUCUUCUCCCGCCCGCACUAAACGCAGGCUAGUCAGUGGUUGAUUCGCAUGCUGUUUACAAGUCAAUUUGGGAAUAUUUAACCUUUCCAGAGGAAUCAUAAUUAUGAGAAUUUUGAAAACAGUGGAAAUUCAUUUUUUCAUUCAAGUGUGCAGAUCCGACUAAGUCGUUCACACUAUUUAACAACCUGCCACCAGCAAGCAGAAAGAACUUGUCACAUUUUAUGAAAAUAAAAUAUUUAGAUCAAAUCUCUUGGAAUUUGUUGACAGAGUUGUUACUCGUAAAUAAAAUGCGUAUGAGGAAGACGUGACUCAUUUAACGUAUAUUUUACAAGACAUAUAUUUUUGCUUUAGCUCAACUUCGAGAACAUAAGAUAGACAUGGAGGGCACUUCAAGUCAAGUCAAACGUCGUCAACUAUCUCGCACCCUGAGCAGUCCGAAAGACAUCAGGUUUAUCUCCAGUAGACUGUCACGUGACCCUCCUCAACUAAAGGUGGUAGUGGUGUUAAUGUUACAAAAACUGAAGUGCGUCGCAACAUUGGGAGAACUGUGUUUACAAACUGAUAUGAAUAGUAUCAGCUUUUGCGCUUGUCAUAAAGUAGAGAAACAGCAGGGGACAUUGGUUAAGAGAGCAUCUGUCGGUAUGGUGCUUUAACUUCAUAGAUAUUUUUUGCCUUUGUGUUGCAGGUUCUUGCAUAAGUAUAAUAAGAGUAUAGUUCUGAAUUGUUCUCCCUGUUAAUCCAGAAAAGGGACCAUCUCGUCCAGUGUUACUACAGGAGGAAACUGGUAGAAUCAAACUGAGAGCACUCUUAUCACAUGUAAAUGAGGCGAAUUCAUAAUUGGUCAGUAGAGUGUUUACCGAGGGAGUCAAGCUCAAUUAUAGACGGCAUGGAUACGACGUACGAAUCCAUCACUCUCUGUCACCCGCUGUCGAAUUGGCAAGAAUAGUUGUUCACCUCAUUUAACCUGAUUAUUUGACCUGUGAAUUUCAGAAACUUGCUGUAGAAAGAUUGUGUCAUCUUCCGUCUCUGCACACUUACAGAAAGCACGUCUUGUUCUCUCCGAAAUAGGACACCAAGAUGGGUAAGUGCUAUCUCAAACUCAACAAACGUAACGUACCAUACACUCAUUGCACCAAGGUAGAGGCGCCAAGAGAAGUUCUAGAUUUUCUGUUUAGUCUAUAAAUUUCAACUGGUAUAAAUAGACCUAAUCACCUCAAAAAUAUUUAUGCCCUUGCCACUCAAUUCAAAUUUUCGGAUAACUCGCAUAGUCACCACUAUUACCGUGAUGCAUAAAGUCCGAUUGGGUUUAUUUAUACCACCAAAAUUUAUUGAUUAACGAUUAAGUUUCUUACCGCGUUAGCAAUCCCAGUAAAAUGUUUGAUGUUGAGUUUUGUUGUGUUUCUUUAGCACUGUAGUGAGCUGUGUCAUGAAUACAUCUCAUGGUAUGUAUUCGUGUGUAAACAAACGAGAAGAUGUAAAGAAAAGUAUUGUUAUCUCACUUGGUGCAAUUGAUGUCGAUAUUCCUCAACAUCCUGUUGCUCUACACUGUAUGAUGACCAGAAGUUCCAAGACCCUUUCAAAACAACUAUCAGAAAUUCAAAGUCAGAGAAGUGUAAUGAGGUAUUUAGUUUUCAACGUUUAUAUCAUAUCUAUACUGUGUUUGCUCCGUGUUUUACCACCAAAGUGGCUGAACUGGCGUUUCUUUCUGCGCAUGCUCUGAUAGUUUGACUGCGAAAUUGUUGCAUUCACUAGAAUAAUCACAAUAUUAUAUAUAAUCGUACUGAACAUUAAAAAAUGAUAGCAAAUAGUACAACAUGCAAAGGCUUUGUGCAUAUACCGUAGAAACGUUUAAUCGUGCGAAAAAUGCACUUCCUCCCAGAAAAUAUUUACACCACUUGCCAACACUGAACCCCUAAAGGUACAUCUAUGUUAUGAUAGGCUAGCGUCAUAUUCAAUAUGUUUCCAUAUAUAGAACUUUUAGCAGCCUGGAGCGUUCAUCUCUUGUGGAGUUAUCACGUGACAAAGAUGAAGGUGAUGUUGGUAUUGGUGAUAAUGUUCCUUCAGUUGAGAGGGACGAUAUUGAUGUAACUGAUAGUGGCUUUCCAUGUAAAGACACUCAGCCUACUAAAGAUUUCCCUCAAAUGUCUGUCAAAGUGGUGCUACAAGGUUUCUCAAUUGGGGCUUCUUUACUACCUUCUCUGAAGGUAGAGUACAAGGUAAGUAUUAUCAGUGGUUCUUGACUUACUUGUGAUCACUAUAUCGUUUCUAACCAGUUCUUUAAACAUUUAUAAUUAUUUAUGGUAUUAAUGACCAAAUGAUGUUAUGUUUAGAUUGGCACAGUUUCGUCCUUUGGAAAGACUGGUAAAGAAAAUUCAUUUAAACUUGAUAUGCCUCAACAUCAUCUUAGUUUCACUUCAAAGGUAAGUUUGCGUUCCUUGGUGAAUGGCCAUUUUUUUGGGAUAACUCACGUUAUCACCACUAACCAUUGUUAUGGUCAAAGGCUUUCUCAGAAACGUGUCAAGACCUUACAUCAUCAAUUUAAAUUGUUCUGGGAUUAUAUUCAUUUACCUAAACCAUGCGUAAUCGUUUAUAUUCAGGUAAAAUCAUUGGACAGCAGUAUUCCGGCGUCCACAUCCAUUCACCUUCCUCGAGUUGACAUCUCUGGUGUCCUGGAUCAAAUCAAUACAUCUAGUGACGUCACAUCAGUUCCUGGAAAAAGGCACUUGAAGGUUGUCGCAGAUAUUGGAACUCUAAAUCAAAAUCUAUCCACUGAUUUACUCAACCAUCUAAUAUUUAUUCAAAAGGGAUUUAUGAAGGUAUUUUCUUCCAAGUAAAUUUUUUCACUUCUGCAGCCUAAAUUUCCCAACCACGAGUACUAAAUAGUGUAAAAACACCAACAGGAGAGAUUUCAGGGUUAUUACUAAAAAUAAAACCGUGCUUAUACUUGCAAUAUCUAACUGUAUAGAUUAUUAUUACAUAUUUGAGAAAUCGUGUAAUUAGAUCUUUUUUAGAUUUAUUGAAACAAGUAACGUUUUUACGAUUAUACAUACAUAGUUAGUUUCAUCAGCCUACGGUUUAUUUAUUUAUUUAAACAUAUUUUGGUCAGAAUGAGUUUGCCCCAAGAGCGUACACACUCAUCAAGGGGGCUUACUCGAUAAGCUCAUCAACCUUCGAACCAUGUCAUCCAAAUGAAUAACAAUGUUUCCUUGCGUUCAGGAAGUGAACGAUGUCUUACAACGAGUGUCUGGAGAAAGUCAACCUGUUCCAUUAUGGCGUACUGCAUCAACUGACAACGUUGACACAGAUGAUAAAGAAAGCGUUUUCCUGAUUUUCACAUUCACUCUUAACCUGAAAGUGAGUUUUCAUGCUAUUACCUAGUCCUUAUAUUGGCGAUAAGUUAAUUGAGCUAACCACGAAGUAGGUGAUAUAAGUUAAGUAAAAUUGCCAACGUUCGCAAUAUCCCACGGUUCACGUGCACAAAUGCACGUCUGUCUUGAAGGUAGCGCGGUCGUCAGAGCAAGCGCCUUUCUGAGAACGUGGGUUCGAUUCUCGUUAUGGACUCAUGUGAAAAGAGUCAGUCAACGCUCUACCGAAAGUCGUGGGUUUUCUCCAAGUGCUCCGGUUUCCUCCCACAGGGAAAGUUGACAGGGAGGGUUAGGAUAAGCAUAGUUAGGAAAGUUAUUAUAUCACAAUUUGUUGUAAAGAUAAUUAGUCUAGGCUACACGCGUAAAAACGCUCAGGUUGAUGCAAUACUGAUGAAAACAGGAUUGAACAAUGUUUUGCUGCCCACAUUGUUCAUAACUGUCAACAAUAUUGAACAAUAUUGUUACACCCGAUUCAGGCUCAACAGCAUUGUUCAAUAUUGUUGACAAGUGUGAACAACAUGGGGUGCAAAACAUUGUUCAAUCCUGUUGAGCAGUGGUCUCGGCGUUUUUCGCCGUGUAGAGUAAGUAGGUAAUACGUAAGCGAAAUACUUGAUGUAAUCGGCCACUGAAAAGCCCCGUUGGGGAGUGAGCUGAAUAAUAUAUAUGUAUGUAUGUAAGGUCAGGGAAACAGCAUUGAAGGGAAAUGUUGCAGGAUGCAGUGUAUUGAACAGUUCAAACCUGUUUACAAGAGAAAUGAUCGCACACUACAUAAAACGCCAUAAUUGAGGCGUACACUCUAUUCAUUUCGCAAUCGAAAUAUUUACUUUAUAUUGUAUUAACCAUCACUCCACGCUAUAUACGCACCUCUUCAGCGUGUAUAUUUAUGAUUCAUUCAUGCUGGUAUAAAUGAAGAUUGUUUCACGUUUAUAAUUUUUCACAGGGUAUAAAGAUUACUGCUACAACACCGUCCUCUACUGCAGUUCGCUUGGAAACUGGAUCUGUGAAUCUGGAAGUGUCAAAUAAUGAACCAGUAAUGAAGAAAGAAAGUUCAAGCAAUAUCGAAAGUAAGCAUCCAACUUACAUGUAAGACUAUGUUACAUGAAACGAUUUUUAACCGCAAUUUGUAAUACAAAUAACCACCUUAGUCCAAUAAUUCGUAGUUGGUUUAUACAAAUUCUGAGAUAUAUUUUCUACAAACAUUCAGAGAAUGAUCAAAGGAAAGCUAAAGUGUUUGUGAGAGCAGACGUUGAUCUCACGCUGUCACUUGUGCAGUUCUUAAAGGUACAGUAACAUCUCUACACCAGUAAAAUUCAGAUCAACAACAUUUAUUUGUGUCUAUAAAUUUACAUUUUUUACAGUUUUAUCACACUCAACAGAAAGAUAAUUGCAAGACACCGGUUGCUUAAAUAACCAUGUUGUCAUCAGCCUGAAAAUGCAGGAGGAAAACCCUGAUAUUUUGCGUCAGAGUCUUUGUAGGCCUGACGUUUACUCGAAACGUGUAAUUACUAUUGUAGCGAACUGGAUAAUUAUGUUUCUGUGUUCAUUUUAGGAUCAAAUAUUGGGAGACAUGAACGAUUUUCAACAACUUGCUUUCUUUAAUACUCAUGUUGGGAUACGCAAUUGUCUUCAGGUUUGCAAUCAAUUUUAUAUUAACAUAAAACGCGAUACUCGUCUUUUCCAGUAUUUAUUUCGAACUAAUAAACUGUGGUGUUUCCUCAAUAAGCAUUUUCCAUGAAUUGGUCACAUGACCCCAAUUUCCCUCAAUUUAAUUUUCAAAAUUUUCUCACGAUUUAUAUGCAGGGAACAUUCUCUGGAUGGUAAAACUUCCAUCCAGAACAUUUUCCAAAACUAAUCUCAAGAACAUUUUCAAUCUUAAAUUAAAUGCCAUUUUUUCCCUAUUGCAUAUUAAUUAAACGCUGAAAUUUGUUACUAAUAUUGUCCCCCUGAAAUGAAAAGAGCACGUCAAUGUUCUUUUAAUUUAUGUGGUUCACUUUGACACAGCUGCUCGUUUUGAAGGCAAUGAGGUCACGUGAGUGAGUUACUUGUCACCAGGCAAACACACAAACAACUUGAAAAGUAAAAUAUUCGUUUUCGUUCACUUCAUGGCGUUCACGUUGUUUACCAUUUAUGUAUUCAUUUUCUUCAGGGGAGAGCCAAAUUGGAAGAAAAAGAAACUUUACUUAUUUCUGUUGUUAAACCCUUUGUUUACGUUCAACCUGUGGCGUUUGAUAAAGGUAUGCAAGAUAAAAUAACUCUAUUUUCCUUCAUAAUAUGCAUGAAAAGGUUACUUAAUUCUGAUUGGCUAAGAGCAGUGCACGAAAUACAUUGGCAAAAAAGAAAUUUGGUGCCAAAACAUAAUUCUGUACAAAAAAGGAGAGUUACGGGACAAGCGCCUAAACAAAAGAAAAUUUGAAUAAAAUUUUGACUUUAGACAGUUGAAACAUGUAUUAAGUUGUUGUGCCAUUCAAAUGAGUAAAUAGACCUUAUGCCUAAUGACGUCACAAAGCUUGAUGCCCGCGAGGAAUGUUGGUCUUAGUAGUCAUCGCCCGGAAAAAUUUCGAUAGUGGCCAUUUUGAAUUGUUUAAUUUUCCCGGGCGAUGACUACUAAGACCAGCAUUGCUCGGGGCAUCAACCCUUGUGACGUCAUUAUGCGUAAGGUCUACUGUUUAUUUUACAUGUGUUUCAUGCAUGCAAGUGACCAUCAAUUUGCUUCUGCAUAAUUUUUUCGUAUGUAUUUUAUUAAUAAGUAAUACUAUGGUUCUCGUCCUUCGGACUUUUACAAUUUUUAUCGUCUCUUUCGUGCAUGUUAUUUCCCAAAUUGCUUGGUACAUUGGGAAUCGCUCGCUUCUUUAUUCGCAAAAUCAAACUAGAUAUUACAGGUAAACUACGUGAAGCGUUCCUCUUUUGAGUUUCUAAAUUGAUUGCAAUUUUCCUCAUUACUUUUGCAAUUUAAAAAACUCCCUUGCAAAUCCCUUGAGGAAAUUUGCAAUGUUGCUAAAAGCCAAUUAAAUUUUCCUCAGUUCCUGUUAGAAGUUCUUAACUUCCUGUUACAAGUUCCUAACUUCCUGUUCUGUUCUGGGCGUUGCAGUUGGCUAACAAAAAUAAUCGACCAAUGACAACGCUCAGAACAGAACAGGAAGUCAGAAAAUUAGAACAGGAAGUUAGGAAAAUUUAAAAUGAAGUUUGUUUGCAUUGGAAUAUUGCAACAUCCGAUAAGAACAUUGCAAAUUCCCUCAAGGGAUUUGCAAAGAGUUUUUCAAAUUUGCAAAGCUAAUGAGGAAAAUUCCAAAUGAGUUACGAAGUCAAAAGAGGAACGCUUCACGUAGUUUACCUGUAAGAGUUGACCAAAACAAUAGACCUUACCGUUUAUUCACUUUUUACACAAUGGCCUCGUUUUUGCCAGUUUUUGCAUGACAGGCGCACAUGAAGGUUAUAUUCCCAUGUUUCCUUCACGAUUUAAGCCCAAUAACAAGUACGUUCUUGACCCUAUUGUGCACGAAACACGAGUAAAUACCUGACACGAAAACGAGGCCAUUGGGUGAAACGUCAAUAAACGGUAAGGUCUAUUGUUAACGUAUUUUAAUUUGUGUGUUGUUUAGCUGUGUUGUUAUAUUUGAAUUACAAGAAUGCUUACAGCUACUGGAAUGAACAACGGAUGUCACUUAAUGAAGAUGUAUGUUUGAAAUAUAUGAUUUAAUUUAUACAGGAUAUCACAUUCAUCACGACUGUCACUCAGUCGUAUUGUAUACGUGAUUAUGUGGGCUACUAUCAUAUAUAUUCACAAGCUUUCUUGCGUGAUUAAACAAAUUAAAUAUUGUAUGGUCACGCCUGUUUUGUUCCAACACGACAUGUUUCAUUUCCACUUUCAGGUACAAUUUGCCACUCAAGCUGUGUUUGAAAAACUACCACAGCCUCACCCAACAGCCCAGCUGUCUGGAUUCUUGUUUUUACAACUUACUGUUAGUGAGUUAGGAAUCUGCCUCCCCCUGUACAAUCUUAACCAGGUGUGUAUACGCGCAUGCUGGAUUGCAAUGCAGCCUUCUCAUGGGAACAGUUUAGCCAUGCAGGAUAACCGUAUUGUCACAUCACACUACUGUAACAACCUGUCAGUUAUAUCUUGGACUUAACUUGUUAAUAAGAGUUUAGAAUGUAUCUAUUUCUGCCGGGUCAACUGCAUGCAUGAGGUGUGGGAGAGGGGCAGAAUGCUUAUAAUGAAAUUGUGGUGCCCAAACGAAGUUUGGCAUCGCUUUAUAUUCGCAGCGUGAGUUUGUUAUUCUGUUAGUUUGUUAGUUAUUAUAUUUCUCUAUUAACUUUAUUAUCUGUUUAUUUUUAACGGUCUUGACCACGAAGCUAACUUGUUAAAAUUGUUGACCAUCUCCCACAGUAAAUCAAAACCUAACUGUGUUGUUUUUACUUGAUUACCAUAGGAACAACCUUUGAUCACAUCACAAGGUUCUGGAGGUAGAAUGUUAUAUUUUAUUAUAUUUUAUUAUAUUUUAUUAUAUUUUAUUAUAUUUUAUUAUAUUUUAUUAUAUUUUAUUAUAUUUUAUUAUAUUUUAUUAUAUUUUAUUAUAUUUUAUUAUAUUUUAUUAUAUUUUAUUAUAUUUUAUUAUAUUUUAUAACGAAAACCCGCUAGUAUCACUUCAGUAUUAUUGGUAUUUACUUAUCUCAUUGAGUCCCCAACGUGAUAGUAGUCACGUUUCAAGUUCGGGGCCUCAAAUAGAGCACUGUUGCUGCUUAGUUCUCUUAAAUUAUGAUGUAUAGUUACCUCUGGGAAAAUUUCUGCCCGGAUCCCGUGAUAUUUUUCUGUGGCUUUACGUCCUAUUUGGCGUCGCCAUCGCGUCACUGUUCUUAAACUAAAUUUCUCUUAUACUACAAGACAGUUGAUCACCUAAAAUACUUUCCUUUGCAAUUCAGAUGUUAACUACGACAAAGUUGUGCUUUAUGCUUAAUGCUUUUUACCUUCUUCACCUAGACAUAAACAUGGCUAUGGUUCUCACGAUGGAAAAUAUGUUACUCACAUGCUGCUCAAGUGCUUCCUUUGUAAGCAAGGGAAAUUUUACUGACUUCUGUUUACGAUUCGCUGAGAAGUUUGAUGUUAAACAGAGAGAUUGGAAACCUCAAAAGCGAGACGGCAUUCUUAUGAAUUCAUGUAAGUUGUUCUAGCGUGUGAUUAUCUAACCUAAUGGUUUGUCGGCCAGUUUGUUAGUGUGAAUGCGCUUGUGUGAGACCAUGGCAAGAGAAUCUCAGUUUAUCCAGUAGAGACUUUAAAAUAAAUUGAAGAAUGUCGAACUAAUCUACACUAACUUUUCGAAAACUGUUUAUUAAUUUUGCUUUGACUUUCAGGUAAAGUACCAAACGGAACAUACGAGAUUUGUUCUCGUACAAUACGUGAGCCAUAUGCCAAUUGUAAGUAAUACCUAAUUUUAUGAUAUAUCAAUUUUGUAUCUCAUAUGAUGCAGAAAGAUGACGUUAAACUAUGUGUUAAAUUGUAGCUUAGGUAGUAAUAUUGUUGUGAUACUUUAAACUUUGCAUUGAAGUCAUCUGAGUGACCGCUACUCACAUCUGAAACCAUGGGUACGAUUCUCAUUCAGCACUCAAGAUACUGAGUAUCACUCAAGGUACAUGUGGAACGAGUUAUUCAACGCUCUGCCGAAAUUCUUUGGAUAUUCCCGGGUACUCCAGUUUCCUGUUUUCUCAGGGAAAGUUGACAUGGUGGAUUAGAGCUAGGAUUCAUCAGGCCUGUUUACACUUUCUACUGCGAUUUUAGGUAUGAUUUUCUUCUGUUGAUGGAUGUGAACGAGUGGAUGAGUUUUGAAUGUUCAGAUGAGGGUACAUCAGUGAAGCGUAUACUCCGAACAUUCAUAACUUAUUUACUCGUUCACAUCCAUCAAAAGAAGAAAAUCGCACUAGAAAUCGCAGCAAAAAUUGCAAGUGUAAACGGGCCUAUAGAAGUGGAUUCACAACCCCAUCAGAUUUACUUAAACAAAGUGUCGUAAUUAAAUAAGAAUGAUAUCAUUUAUCGUUCCGUCAUUUACGUUUUCCUGUAGACAUGACAAAAGCAGGAAAGAUGGUGAUGUCACUGAUGUGGAAGAUGUGUGGUAUUGAUGUACAUUGUGAUACUGAGAUUGGGAAACGUUUAAAAGCAUUAGGUCAGACAUUAACUUCUGUCACUGGUGAUAGUGAUAUUGCGAAUCUGGAGUCAGUUGCUGAGGAUUCUGAAGACCACCUCACGCCAGAUAAAGAGAAGGAAGUUGAACACGAGGAAACUGAUGAUGAAUGUUUUGAUGAAACUGAUUUCACACCUAAACAUUUACACAAUGAAAACCCACAAAAUCUUGAGAAAGAAAUGUGGAAGCAAGCCAGAAAAGUGAAUGAAUUAAGGUAA
This is a messenger RNA of Paramuricea clavata, 11585 nucleotides long. NCBI's taxonomy places the organism in Eukaryota, Metazoa, Cnidaria, Anthozoa, Malacalcyonacea, Plexauridae. The record is from the annotation of a GenBank genome assembly.